Molecule: messenger RNA, 4775 nt
Organism: Styela clava
Lineage: Eukaryota; Metazoa; Chordata; Ascidiacea; Stolidobranchia; Styelidae
Source: RefSeq, a predicted model, not a curated record
CAUGUAAUUCCAUGAAACUCGAGGCAUUCUAAUCGCGAUCUUCUUUCUUGGUCUUCUACUCGCUCAUCAAGGUGGUCACAUUCAUCCUCAAGCUCUUCUACAAGUUCUUCUAGGUUCUGAAUUUUUUUUUGUUGUUUUUUAACUAAAUCUUGAGUGGAAUUAGGAGUGUUGUUGAUGGAAUCAAAUUUGUCAGAUAAAAAUUUCUGACUGUCUUUAAGUUCAGUCUGGAGGCUAUCGUACCAAGUUCGGUUAUCAUUUCUUUCAUAGAUGAAUUUAAAAUACGUUGGAAACUGCUGAUGGUGACAUGAGAAGAAUCUGAUGGACUAGAUGGUGAUUGUUUGGUGACCAAACAUUCGUCAAUCAUCGAAGUUAAUUGUAUAAGAACAUGGCGAAGGAUUGUGCUGGUUAUAACUGCCAUAAGAGUACUGUCUUCAUCCUGUGAUGUACUUGGAGAUUCAGGAUUAAGUCGUUUUGAAGUAUCCAUAGUGUAUAUCGGAUGAUGUUCGAGUGAUACAGAAGAAUGGUCAUGAAAUAAUAGUCUGCUCUUUGUUCUUCAGUGCAGGCAGACAAAGCAAUACAUUAAUUAUAAGUUACUAGUUAGUUAAAUUAGCCUAUUUCCAUCUUAAACAGCGAAUAAUGAAAUCCUCAAAUUUACUGAUAUUUUUAUCUAUAGGAUUGCUGCUGUAUAUGCUUUAAAUCAGAUAAUGCCUCGAUUAGUCAGUUUUUUUGUUUCAUAAGUUUCUGUUUUAAUAGAUAUCCUUAGUUAUCCUUGAACAAUGGUUUUUGAACCCUCAUGUCAAACAAGUUUACUGCUUGGCCAUCAUACCUUCAAUAUUAAGAUUUUGUGUUUUAAAAGUGCAGAACCUAUUCACCAAUAGACAAAUACAACUUUAUUAUUUUUAAAUUAAAGGUUUAUAAUGGUUACUGAUAGCCUUUUUUCUAUAGUUGCUGUACUCCAUCACUCAAGGUUAAGUCUAUAUGAGAUAAUUAUUAGAGAAUUUCUGUAUUAUACCAGUAACAAUUUAUCCAUGGGGUUCUCUUUAUUCAGUGUAUUUGUGGAACAAUAUUAUUCGUCCUGAAUCAGAGAUUUAUAUAGGAAUAUGUUUUAGCACCUUAAUGUGAACCACUUUGACUAUCAUUAAUUGAAACAAACAGUUGCUGUCCCAUUUACCUAAGAACAAAUACCAAUGCAGAUUUGUUUGGGUGUAUGUUAUACUUAUUUAAUAAUGCAGAUUUAUCUUAUAUUUAAGUUUUCUCUGGACAGUUUUAUUUACUGUACUUAGCCAGUUGAAAUUUAUGAUUCGCUUUAAGCACUGCUAUUUUGCUCCAUAUAAAUAUACUGUUUUGUUGAAGUGAUUCCUUACUGAGAUGCUGUAUAAUUAAGUAGGCUAGCGUGAUAGAGUAGCUUUUAGUAGUCUUCAGAUAACAAAAUUCAAUUAACUUUAUUAUAUGAGAUAGAAUAGGAUUGACAAAUUUUUCCUGGGCGAAAGAAAAGCCGAUAAGACAGCCUAAUCAUAUAGCCAACCACGGCCCCUUGUACAGCAGUACAGUUAGCAGGUCCAUGUCAGAUAUGGGAUUAGUUAUCCAGUCGGUUAUUUCAGAUGCACUUGAUGGUGGAGAAAGACGACCAACCUACGGCAGCGAGUAGUUCAGUAUUCUUUUCAAAAUGAUGAUUCUCAUGAUAAAUCAAAAAUAAUUAAAUAAUAAAUACAACUUUUGGAUAUUUUCUUGAAAAUUAAAUUCAAGAUCAGAAUUCUUCUUUCAUUUUAAAACUUAAUUUUGCAUGUUACAAAAACUACAUUUUGUUAAAAGUAAAGUCCAUUACAAAAGACAAAACAAACAGUUAUGCGUGUCACAAGAAGAUAGUAAACAAGAAUUUUUAUUAAGUGGCCUUAUACAAAGAGUGGUUUGUUUGCAUUGAUUCAGCUGAGAUUUCAAAUUUUUAAAGUGUUCAGACCCCUUAUCAAUACAUAAUGACAAUACAAACAUGAUAUUUCACAGUUCUAUGGUCUAGUUUGUUGAGCUAUGUUUCAUUUAUGGUUGUUUGUGAGCUGAACUGGUAAGGUCAAAGCUAACUUCUAAUAGAUAGAUACAUUAAUGUUUGCAGUUCACGCUCGCUAAUUAUAAUUUUCAUAUCUCAGUUUAGUGAGUGUACGAAGAUGAAUUCACAAGUAAUAGACCAGGCUAGAGCAAAACAGUCAGACCGUCUCAUGACAUCAUAUGACAGGUUCAAAGAGAAAGGAUUUCUUUGCGAUUUCAACAUCAACGUUGGUGAGAAAUCAUUCCGAGUGCAUCGUACUGUCUUGGCAGCCUCUUCAGAAUACUUUGAAGCAAUGUUUUCAAGCAACUUGAAGGAAGUUCAUGAUGGUCACGUUAAUAUGAAGGAUGUCGAUCAGGAUGGGAUCGCACAAUGCGUAGAGUUCAUGUAUAAAGGAAAAGCAGAUUUGAAAAUAAAAAACAUUCAGCAUAUCCUUCAUGCUUCCCAUCUUUUACAAAUGAAAGAAUUAACAAAUCUUUGUUUUCAAUUCUUGAAAAUUGAGAUUUCUCCUAUAAAUUGUCUCUCUGUAAUCAACUUGGCUCAAAUGUAUGAUCGCCAUGAUAUAAAACAACAAGCCGAACAGGUCGUGAUUGAUAAUUUCCAAUCUGUUAUUUCUUCCAAAAUGUUUCCAUUCAUCACCAAAUCAGAUCUCUUGCGUUACAUGAGAAAUGAGACUUGCCAAACAUCAUGGAAAGCCGUGGUGGCAUGGGCAAAUGGAAAAAAUAACGUAGAUAUUUCUGAACUUGUAUGCAUCGAUCAAAUUCCCUUCAAAUUUCUUCUGGAAACCGUCCUUAAAGAACCCAUUGUUGAAAACAAUAAAACAGCUAAGAAAUCGGUAAUUACUGCAUUAUUUUCUGAUGCUAAAAAACUCGAGAAAAACCUUGAUAUUGACAACUGCUUUACAUUGAAGAAUCUUUUUGAAACCAAUCUAGUUCCUGAACAAACGGCAGUUAAGGAUACCAUUACCGGAUUUUUGGAGACAAAUUUUGAAAAAAUUAGUAAGAAAAAUGAAUUUCUGGAUAUCAGCAAGGAUGACAUACUAAGGCUUUUCAAAUCUUCAGUCACAAAGUAUACUUCGGAGGCUGUCAAAUAUGAGUCGAUGAUGAAAUGGGUGAAAUACGAUGUCAAAAACAGAAGAAAAAUCUUCCAAGACUUGUUUAGUUUCAUUAAAGUCAAAGAUUUAUCUCUCAAGUUUCUAAAAGAGACAGUUCGACUCGAACCUUUAGUAAGAAAGUCAGACAAGUGUUAUGAUCUAGUAGUGGAUGAAUUCAUAUAUAGAGCAUCUUCAAAAGAUGAAGAAAAACCAAAUGCAGAUAAUCCCUUGACUUUACCAGAUUCAAAAUCUUCAGAGGAUGACGAGGAAGGAUCUUCUGCCGUUGGAUGUGCAUCGGGUUAUGGCACUGUCAGUUCCAGACUACCUAAUGAAGGUGCAGAAUCUCACUCUUCAAAUCAAAGUACUUCUGGUCUAAGAAUUAUCAAUCAACAACCGCCUGAUGGGAAGCUGUCAUGGGAUUUCUUGCAAGAAUUACUGCCAGGAUAUGAAAGAAUGGGUGCUAUUGUCAUCACCUACUCAUUUCCUGCUGGAAGUCUGAAGGGAAUUUCAUAUGAGGCACAAGAUUUUGCUGAAUAUUUGCCAAAUACUAAUGAUGGAUGGAUAUGUCUCAACUUACUCAAUCAAGCAUUCAUUGCAGGAUCGAUUUUCAAGAUUCAAGAAGUUGGUAAUAGAAGAGGAAAUCUUGUUUGGAGCGAUGAUAUUCCUCAUAAGACUAAUAAUACUGAAGGACCUGAGAACAAUGGUUAUCCUGAUCCGAACCAUACAAUGAAACUGAUAGAAGCAUUGGAGGUAAAAGGAUUUGUGUUUGAUGUAUCAAUACCGAAAUUCUGGAGAGCAAACUUGAGAGAUUUCCUGCAACACUGAUUGCACCUGCAUAGGAUAGUGAACUUUGAUAUUGAACUUGCCUUCAUUAAAACUGCAUCAAAGACCGAAACAAUAAUUCCAUUGCAGCUGUUAUGCUAAUGAUGAUUUAAUCAAAUAUUAUAAAUGAUGAAGCAAUAAAACUAUAAAUAUUCUGAUAAAAUUUAUUAAUCAGAAUUGUAUUCGUGCAAUUUUUAUAUCGGCCUAAUUUUGUAAUGACAGAUCCUGAUAUAAGUAAAAACAUGCUCACUCUCUGCCAAUCAUCAGUGAUAACAGCAGAAUAUUCACCAUACCAAAGCAAUUCUUAGAUUGUCCAAUUUUGUCCUGAAGACAUAAAAAAUGCGUUUUUAAAAAUUAUAUUGAAAUCAAAAUUCAGAGCAUUUUCAACUAUUUUUGUGGCUAUCAUUGCCUUGAACAAGACACUGAACAGCAUUACACUGAUGACUAUAUCUAAAGAAAGUUAACUUGCGAAAUUUUUACCUUUUUAAGCUUCCGGGUCCUGAAGUCCUAAACUGCCUUAAAUUGUUUAGGAAAUAUCACCAUUUUGAGCAGUAUUCAUUCAAUUUUUGUGUGUUUUUGUGAGAACCACUUCAAACAAGGCUUCAGACAAACAGCAACUGAUAUGUUCCGAGCAACAAUGUUUCUUGAAAUAACUGGAAUAUUUUGAUUAAGCAUGGUGGGCCUAUAUUACUACAAACUGGAUGAAGUGGUGUGCAUGGGAUUUGAACUUAAAAAAAUCAUUAUUGGGCAGUGCGAUAUUAAAGUGUUAGACUUACUAUGUUGGCUUCUCAUGUUGAACAUCUCUGGUUGAAAUCCCAUUCC